AUGACCGAGCUGCGGCCGUCUACCGGAACCUCUAGAACCAGUGAAGCCAGCCGACGGAGUGGCCAGAGCGUUGGGAGCCGACAGAGUCGUAGGAGUGCCGCAGUGAGCGUGCACUCUAGCGCAUCGAACGUUGACGUGAUGAGAGUUCCCCCGAGGGAACGACCCAUUCGAGAUGAAGGCUUCCUCCCCAAGGCUGGUGCCUUCACAGUCACUGGCCUACCUGGCUACACAGGAUACGUGCCUGGAAAAGUGGCUGAGAAUGUGCACGGCCUGACAUUUCAGAAUGCCAAUGAGCGUGCAGCAGCUGAGGGAAGUAUGCUCCGCACCACUGGGAGAUUGCCAAUGCCGUAUGCUGGACGGACCUACGACGGUCCUGCUCCUGGUGCUGAGGUUCCAGGGUACACUGGCUUUAUCCCGGGCCGCUACGCAGACAACGUCAUGGGAACGACGUUCGCCAAGGGCGCUGAACUGUCAUUCAUUAUCAAGAAUCAGCAAAUGGCCGAACGCCUUCAUCGCGUGCAAUGCUACCGUCAGGGAGAGAGACCUGUCAGCCGGCCAGCUUGA
Molecule: messenger RNA, 564 nt
Organism: Symbiodinium pilosum
Lineage: Eukaryota; Dinophyceae; Suessiales; Symbiodiniaceae
Source: the annotation of a GenBank genome assembly